Molecule: messenger RNA, 2068 nt
Organism: Diospyros lotus (date-plum)
Lineage: Eukaryota; Viridiplantae; Streptophyta; Magnoliopsida; Ericales; Ebenaceae
Product: patatin-like protein 7
Exons: 4
Coding region: 305-1636 (443 amino acids)
Biological process (GO): lipid metabolic process
Source: RefSeq, a predicted model, not a curated record
CAUUGCCGCUGCUCUCUCUUGCUUGCUUCCUCUUCCUCGCACUCGUGUCUGUGCUUGGUUUUCUUUGUUAGUCGUCUGACUAGACACGCAUAUGUUGAGCACUUCUCUCCGAACUCUCUUCUCGUUCGAGCGAGUAAUGAUUGCUGUGAAGUUCGAGCUGGAGCUUCUGGGUUGGGAUUGAGAGCGAUGUGCCCGCAAAUGGCGUGAUUCUUAGGUUAUGGGAUCGUUGAACAUCGCCAUGAAAUGAGUUCACUCCCUUUGAAUUUUUUGCUCCACUUCCAUUGGCUGGAGUUUCGAGGGAAACAUGGCUUGUAAUCAAUUGGAAACGCAACAGCCGAGUAUCGACACCGACAAGCUGAGCUAUGAGAUAUUCUCAAUCCUCGAAUCCAAGUUCUUGUUUGGCUACGACGAUCAGAAGGUGUGGAUACCCAAGCAAAUCACGCCGGCGGUGGAACAAGCGGCCACUGAUAACGGCGUCCAGGCAGUGAAGAACCAGAGGGGCAAAAUCUGCGUACUCAGCAUCGACGGUGGAGGAAUGCGGAGCAUUCUAUCGGGAAAAGCCCUAGCGUACCUCGAAAAUGCUUUGAAGACCAAAUCGGGAAAUCCAGACGCCAGAAUCGCGGAUUACUUUGACGUCGCCGCCGGCGCCGGAACCGGAGGGAUGUUCGCGGCGAUGCUCUUCGGUACGAAAGAUCACCGCCGUCCGAUUUUCCAAGCUGAUGACACGUGGAAGCUCUUGUCGACACAAGGAAAGGACUUCUACUGCGGCGGUGGGCGAAUUUUCCGGCGGAUAUUCCGUCGCAGCGAGGCCGCGGGUUUGGAGAAGGCGGUCAAGGAGAUGUUCAUAGAUAACGGAAGGAGCUUGACGUUGAAAGACACGUUGAAGCCGGUUCUGAUACCGUGCUACGAUCUCUCCAAUUCCGCGUCGUUCGUCUUCUCGAGAGCCGACGCGCUCGAAACGGACGGCUUCGAUUUCCGGCUCUGGGAGGUGUGCGGAGCCACGAUGGCGGAGCCGCCGAGGUUAGGGCCGGUCGUGGUUCGAUCGGUGGACGGCCGGACCCGGUGCGUGGCGGUGGACGGCGGGCUGGCCGUGAACAACCCGACGGCGGCGGCCAUCACGCACGUGCUGCACAACAAGCAGGAGUUUCCGUUCGUGCGGGGGGUUGAGGACAUUUUGGUACUUUCACUGGGGACCGUUCAAAUCUUGGAAGGAAGUUAUGGCUACGAGCAAGUCAAGCGGUGGAAGACGAAGGACUGGGCUCGGCCCAUGGCUCGCAUUUCCGGCGACGGCUCCGCCGACUUGGUGGACCACGCCGUCGCUAUGUCCUUCGGCGAAAGCCGUAGCAGUAACUAUGUCCGUAUCCAGGCUAACGGGUCAGGUUUGGCGCGUUUCGGGCCCAACGUGGCCACCGACCCCAGUCCUGGAAACGUUAAGAUGCUACUGGGAGUAGCAGAUGAGAUGCUGAAACAGAAGAAUGUUGAAUCUGUGCUGUUUGGAGGGAAGAGGAUUGCAGAGCAAAGCAAUUUGGAGAAACUUGACUGGUUUGCUGGAGAGCUUGUGCUGGAACACCAGAGGAGGGGCUGCAGAAUAGCUCCCACUGUUGCGUUUAAGCAAGCCAUGCCCAGGUCCAACUAGACAACUCCCAUGAUAUUGGGGGGAAAAAAAAAAGGAGAAAGAGGAAUCGGAGAAACUGAAAAUAAGGAAGAAGAAAAAGUGUUACAGCAACAGCUUUUGCUUUUGAAAGAGAAGUGUGGGGAGAGGCCAGAGAAUUGAGUGAAAAUGACCAACUGUAAAAAGGUGUAAAUGAUCUUUAUGGGAUAUUUUGCCUACCAGAGGACAAGCAUUGUGGUGCCCACUUCACUUGACAGAGACCCCCAGGCCAUUGAGUGAUUAAACUAUGAACAACAUUCACCUUUGUUUGUAUCCUUUGGUUUCAAAUACCAACUUUGGAGUGGGAAACAUAGUUAUUGCCCGUUUCCUUCACCAAAGUUAUUGAUUAUGACAUGAACAAACAACUAUAUUCUGACUCAUGAGAAAUGCACAAAUCACAUAAUUGUGAAUUAAACA